Messenger RNA from Lymnaea stagnalis (great pond snail), 14613 nucleotides. The record is from the annotation of a GenBank genome assembly. Lineage: Eukaryota; Metazoa; Mollusca; Gastropoda; Lymnaeidae.
AAUAAUUAUACAAUUUUUGAAAGCAUUCAAAUUUAUUUUAAAUGUUUAGGCCUAAAAAUAUUUUUAAAUUUUCAGAAAUGGUUUUACCUUCAUUUUCAUGAAACAGAAAGGAAUUUAAUAUUAUUAGGCCAAUACAUUUUGAAAGUUAGUUCUCUUUUUAUAAAAAUCUGGAAUAUUAUUUUGAGACUUUAGACAACAUAAUAAUCAUUAAAAUGGCGUCAAGCAGUAGAACGUGAGUUCAGUAGAUUGUAAUCUUCUCUGUGUCAAAAAAUAAUGCUUGCCACACAUUUAAGAGCUACUCUUGUUAUUUACAUCUUCCUGAACCUACACAUAAUGGUCCCUAUUUUUUUAUUAAUAGCGGACCUAUAAUAAGUUAGGCUGCGGAGUUUUUUAAUUUUUUUUUGCGCAGUGUCAGGUCAGUGUGAGUUGUUUGAUACCGGUAUUAAAAAUUAAAGUAAAUAAAGUUGGGAAGCGUUAUCUACACAGCUCUGUGAAUAACGCCGAGCGUUAUCGGCAGACCGAAAUCUUCGAAUAAUGCAGAGCGUUAUUGUUAGACAGAAAUUUUCCCAUAAUGACGCAAAUUUCUAGAAAUAAUUACGAUCACAUAUUCAUCACAUUCCAAGCCUGGGUGGGGGCGGGUGUAGUUUUAAAUAGUGUAGGAUCGAUCGAUCUUUAAUGAGUAUGGCAAAAACACAUUUCAAAACCGAAGCUACCGGUAUGCACAAGUUAAAUUUAAAAAAAUUUAAUAGGCCUGACAGACUAUAGCCUAUAUAUUGGAUAUAGGACAAUUAAUUGUGCCUACAUCUGCUCUGUUAGGGGCCAACAUAGGAUAGGGUCUAUUCGACCUAUAGAGUGUUACUAAUAGAUCCAGUCAAACCUCCUACUCCUAGACAUAGCUUAUUUUCUGGUAUUUCAUAUUAAAUGUUAUACCAGGAAUAAAAAUAGUGCCGGUAUUCUUCAUGUAGACUCACUUUCACCCAUUUUAGAGAUGUCUUUAAAUGAUGUCAAAGCUGGAUAGGAUAUCGUUUAGUUUUUUUUAAAGCACUAUGAUAUAUCACGUAGUCCAGAAAUUUUAUGUCAGAAAUAGUUAUGCCGUGCAACAGUGUUAUGAUGCAGAGAGGUGGCUGCAUCAGGCGGCCAUGUGAGAGACGGGGAGGGGCAUAUAGGCCCUACAACGAUAAUAACAGAAUCUAAUCCUGUUUAAGUUUAAGGCUAGUAUUUUUUCCUCAUCCUUGAGGGUGUCCCUAAGUCUACCCAGCUCUGGCCUUAGCUGGGAAAACUAAAGGUGGCUGGUUAUUGUGCUGGCCAUACACUCAAACUUGUAAACGCUGCUUCAAUUGCCCCAAGGGAACUUUACUUCCCAAAGACUCGCAAUGCAUCCUACGACCAGCAGGGUUCCAAUUAAUUUUUGUAUGCUUUUUUUUGUAUUUAGACCCAUAGUUACAACAGUGGCAGUAUGGCUUUUUGUUUCAAUUAUCAACAUUUUUUUUACAAGAGCUAAAAUUGUUGAUGUCAAUGAUAUUGAUAUGUUUUAAGUACGGUACCGGUAUGUUCAUUUCAUUGUCAUCACUAAAUGUUAUUUCAACUAUUUCUGGAGCGGCAUAUUGUGUCCCUACUUAUUAUGAUACUUAUUAGAAAAUAAAAUGAAACAAAUAAAACGUGACAUAUUUUUUCAGCUAAAAAUUUAUACACAACUCUGAGAUAUAAAAUAUUUGAAUAAGUAAGUUAUUAAUAUUUCAAAGUGGUUAUAAUAAUAUUUAUUUGUUUAUUAGAGAAAAAUAUCUGUACAGUUAAAACAGCUGUAUCUGACUUAAACAUGGUUUAUGCGGCUCAUCUGCAUGUCCAUGUUGUUACAGUUUUUUUGACGAAACUUGAAUAAACAUACUAACAAAAUAGAUUGAAACUAGAAUUUUGAAUACUUACGUUGUUGGACAGAAUGAAAAGUAUAAUAAAAUUGUAUAAAUAAAAAGUGUAACAUUAGUAACCAAAACUUAUGAAAAUAAUAAUAGUAAAACUAUGUGAACAGAAUAAGAAAGCUAUAUGAAGAAUAUAAUUAUAAUAUAACAAUACGAAAUAACCAACCAUUAAAUAUAUAUUAUUUAAAAAAUUUAUUUAUAAUAAAUUUAAUUAUAAAAGUAGCUUCCCCGACGGAGAAGCGAACCCUGGUCAUGCGGGUGACAGGCGGAGAUACUGACCACAACACUACCAAGAAGAUGUUUAUAUGUGAACUUUAUAUUUUAUAUUCAUAAUUUAAUUUAUCACAUUCUGCGAAUAAUGUCGAGCGUUAUCGGCAGACCGAAAUCUGCGAAUAACGGCGAGCGUUAUCCGCACAGCUCUGUGAAUAAUCACUUCGUUAAAAGCUUUACAGCUGUUCAAUACCUUUGUUUGAUGAGUAGUAGGCUAGUCAGUAUUGUAGUAGUAUGUUGAGUAGAGUAAGGCUAGGAGGGGCAGGGGUGGUAGGCUUGAAUUUGAGUAGGCCUUGCCAAUAUACAUCUAAAAGAUAAUAUAUAGAUAGACAACAUCACCCCAGCAGGUGUUUGCGUAAAAGAGAAGUCUUCAAAUCAGUUUUGAAAGACUCCAGUGUCUGGCUGUUUCUGAUAGCGUUAGGAAGAGUAUUCCAAAUUGUUGGGUCAGCAAAUGCGAAAGUGCGCCCCUUGUAAGUCUCAAGGCGAACAGGUGGUAUCGAGAGUUUGCCACUAUCAGAUGAGCGGAGUUGUCCAGUGGGUACAUAAGGCGUAAGAAGCGCUUUGAGAUAGGAUGGUGCCAGGUCAUGUAAGCAGCGGUAGCACAGAGUUGCAAUUUUGUACUCUAUGCGAGCGCGGACUGGCAGCCAAUCCAACUCUCUCAGAAGUGUUUUAGCAUGGUUGAAUUUGCGCUUUCGAAGAACAAUGCGAGCCGCAUUAUUCUGUGCUUUUUGAAUUUUAUCCAGGAGCGUAGCUGGACGAUGUGAUUUUCCAUAGUUAGUGUUCUGUUUAAGUAGACACCCAGGUUUCGCACUGUUUGAGCAAACUCUAUCUGUAUACCUGAGAGAGUAAGGGUUUGUGUGUUAGUUAUAUAUUUUAGCUUUUGAGCGGUAGCAAAUGGGGAUCAGCUCUGUCUUUUCAUCGUUCAAUUUAAGCUUGUUUAUAGUCAUCCAGUGCUUAACUGACUCCACUGUCUUCUGUGUCAAACAGUGCAUUCAGUGGUCACUUUACACAAACCCAGAGCUGGCCCCUGCAGCUGGCACAAAACCGAAAGGUGGCAAGGGGCCUCCAAAGUUCAUGCAACACCUCUGCACAAAUUUAACCAUAAAUCGACAUGAAAAUGUGUUGACAACAGGGUGGUCACAGCCUACUCCAUGACUGUUUAAGAUUACUGUCAUUACAGUGCCCAUAAAUGUUUGUUUUUUUCGUCAAUAUUUACAUGAAUUGUGAUUGUGAUGAAAAUGAAAAAAGCUGCAAACAUAAUUUUAAAUCAGUGAAAGGUUGGGAAUAUAUCUUGGUGCACCUUCUUUGGAUUAUCUGAUGCUUUACAAUACUUAUAGACAAUUCCAAUAAUGUGUACUCAAAAUAGGCCACUUAAGAGACCUACUUUUGCUACUUAAGACUUAAGGCACUAAAAAGCCUACUGAAUACUAAUGGUUUAUAUUUGUCAUUAAUUCUAUUAAUACAUAGACUUAUAUUGUAGGGCCUAGUAUAUGAAAUAUAAAUAUAAUGGAAAAAUUAAAAGAGCUGGCUUAUGACCUUAAUAAAUUUUUUAUGUGCCAAAUGAUCUCUCAUUUAUUCAUAGAUAAAAUCAGUGAUGAUGAACUUAUCCUCUUAAUCAACCAAUAGGUGUACCAAUACCAAAAAUGUAUAAAAGUAUCCCUGGCUAAACACUUAAAUUUUUAAUUGAUUGUAAUAUUCAUCAAGCAAAGAAAUGUUUUAUCCUUGUUAUUAUUAUUAUUAUCUAUAAUAAAAGUGAUUGGAUUCGUUGGCUAAACGAAAUUGCUAUAAUUCUGUCAAAAGGCUCUCAGCACAAGUAUUUUGCAGAGAUCAUCCGGAUAUACCUUUGGUAGAAGAUUACCAUGCGGGAGACAUGAUUUGUUCAGUUUGUGGUUUGGUAGUUGGAGACAGGUAAGGAUUUGUUGAGAUCCUAUUAUCAUUUAAUGUCCCUAGUUUUUUUUUGUACCCAUAACACUUAUAUCAACAAGUGCAGUUUUCGAUUUCAAAUGAAAUUUACAUCUCAAUCUUAAAAAAAAAUUUUACUGAAAGAAGGAUGUAUGACUCUAUUAAUUUUUUUCAGAGUAAUUGACGUAGGCUCAGAAUGGCGAACAUUUAGCAAUGAAAAAAGUACAAAAGAUAACUCUCGUGUUGGUGCAGCUGAGGUAAGUGCUGAGAAGUUAGUUAGACCAUUUGUCUACACAGAUUGGAAAUAUGUAGAUCUUUCUCAUUGUCAUCUCUGUGGAAAUAUGUAGAUCUUUCUCACUGUCAUCUCUGUGGAAAUAUGUAGAUCUUUCUCACUGUCAUCUCUGUGGAAAUAUGUAGAUCUUUCUCAUUGUUAUCUCUGUGGAAAUAUGUAGAUCUUUCUCAUUGUUAUCUCUGUGGAAAUAUGUAGAUCUUUCUCAUUGUCAUCUCUGUGGAAAUAUGUAGAUCUUUCUCACUGUCAUCUCUGUGGAAGUAUGUAGAUCUUUCUCACUGUCAUCUCUGUGGAAAUAUGUAGAUCUUUCUCAUUGUCAUCUCUGUGGAAAUAUGUAGAUCUUUCUCAUUGUCAUCUCUGUGGAAAUAUGUAGAUCUUUCUCAUUGUUAUCUCUGUGGAAAUAUGUAGAUCUUUCUCACUGUCAUCUCUGUGGAAAUAUGUAGAUCUUUCUCAUUGUUAUCUCUGUGGAAAUAUGUAGAUCUUUCUCAUUGUCAUCUCUGUGGAAAUAUGUAGAUCUUUCUCAUUGUCAUCUCUGUGGAAAUAUGUAGAUCUUUCUCACUUUCAUCUCUGUGGAAAUAUGUAGAUCUUUCUCAUUGUCAUCUCUGUGGAAAUAUGUAGAUCUUUCUCAUUGUUACCUCUGUGGAAAUAUGUAGAUCUUUCUCAUUGUCAUCUCUGUGGAAAUAUGUAGAUCUUUCUCACUGUCAUCUCUGUGGAAUUAUGUAGAUCUUUCUCAUUGUCAUCUCUGUGGAAAUAUGUAGAUCUUUCUCAUUGUCAUCUCUGUGGAAAUAUGUAGAUCUUUCUCAUUGUUAUCUCUGUGGAAAUAUGUAGAUCUUUCGCAUUGUUAUCUCUGUGGAAAUAUGUAGAUCUUUCUCAUUGUCAUCUCUGUGGAAAUAUGUAGAUCUUUCUCAUUGUUAUCUCUGUGGAAAUAUGUAGAUCUUUCUCAUUGUUAUCUCUGUGGAAAUAUGUAGAUCUGUCUCAUUGUCAUCUCUGUGGAAAUAUGUAGAUCUGUCUCUGUGAGACUUUUUGAAUUUCUAAGCAAAUUCUACAUAUAAUUUUUUUCCUCCCCAGAAUCCCUUAUUUGAUGGUAGUGACAUGUCAACAAUGAUUGCCACUGGGACAGCAAGUGACAAUUUAAGAGAUGAAUUCGGAAAGCCUAUGUACAGAAACAGGAGGACGGUGAGUGUUGCUUUUUUGUUUAGAGUUAACACUUAUAUAAAUAAACAGCUGAACAUGUUUACCCCUACCAAGAUAAAUAAACAGCUCAACAUGUUUACCCCUACCAAGAUAAAUAAACAGCUGAACAUGUUUACCCCUACCAAGAUAAAUAAACAGCUGAACAUGUUUACCCCUACCAAGAUAAAUAAACAGCUGAAGAUGAUUACCCCUACCAAGAUAAAUAAACAGCUGAAGAUGAUUACCCCUACCAAGAUAAAUAAACAGUUGAACAUGUUUACCCCUACCAAGAUAAAUAAACAGCUCAACAUGUUUACCCCUACCAAGAUAAAUAAACAGCUGAACAUGUUUACCCCUACCAAGAUAAAUAAACAGCUGAACAUGUUUACCCCUACCAAGAUAAAUAAACAGCUGAAGAUGAUUUAUUUAUUUAUUUAUUUAGGCAUUUUUAUAUAGCGCUUAUCAUAAAGCUCUAAGCGCUUUACAAUUAUUAAAACAUGUAAACUAAGUAAAUACAAAUGAGACACUAGGAUAGUAACUACUAUUCUAUAGAUUCUUUGAUUACCCAAAGCAAAAUAAAUUUUUAAAAAUUUCUCACAUGAAGAUAAUAUGGAGAUCAUAUAUUGUAUCUGACCAACAAAAUAAAGUAUCUCUUUAACCAAAUGAAUGAGUUUAUGAUCCAUAUGUGGGCUUGUCAACCAUUAUGUGGUAGCAUUUGAAGUUGCCUAUUCCUGCGUGAUUACAAAUUUAAAAUAUUUGAUAAUGGAACACCCAAAAAACCUGGAAAGAGUCUAGGCUGCCUUGCCACAGAAUCUCCUUUCAAUGUAUUGUUUUAGAGUAGAGACCCAUUCUUCUGUGGCCAAAUGGCCGUAGCAUGAGCCAGGUAUAUCUUGGUGGGUGGUCAACAUCAAUCUACCUGGGAGCACCCAUUGCAAGUUUUAUGCAGAGAUUUUCCCUAACGAGUCCCCUAUGACUGAAUGUUUAAACCCUGAAUAUAUUUUUAAUGAAAUUUUGUAUGCUUUAUUUUAUCUUUGCUGGUAUAUUGGUUAAACCCCCUACCUAGGAGACUGCUUUAUUUUUUAUUAAAUUUUGUAUGCUUUAUUUUAUCUUUGCUGGUAUAUUGGUUAAACCCCCUACCUAGGAGACUGCUUUAUUUUAUCUUUGCUGGUUAACCCCCCUACCUGCUUUAUUUUUUAAAUAAAUGUUGAUCACCCAGUGGCACUUACUAUAUCAGAAUAGCAACUUUAUAUUAAUCUACUCGGCCUAUAUCAUAAUAAAAACAUUAAGUUGAUUGGCUCUUGCUAUAUCAGCAAAGCCACACAACGGAUUAUUGUCUUGACUUGUUUUUCCUUUCAUAACAAUAUACAGAUAAUAUUUUUAUUAAAUCACCUAUUAUAUUGAUUUAUUUUGUCACACUGAAUAAUUUUUUUAAAAGUUAAUUUUAAUAUAAAUUUGCUACAGCCAUACUUAAUAUGUCUUGCUUAUACUUACAGAUGAAUAGUUCAGACAGAGCUUUGCUAACUGCAUUUAGGGAAAUCGGUCAAAUGGCAGACAGACUCAAUCUUCCUAAGAUGUUAGUGGUAAGUACUAGAGAUCAUCUAAGACGCUUCAUAGGUACUCAUUUCUCGGAUUUUGUUUAUCUUGGGAAAAUGGGAUUAAAUUAAUUGCCAACCCAAGGAGUUGAAAGGUUGGUUACUGGCUUCUGGUUGAUUCAUUCCCCCAUGAAUAGCCAAAGUCAUUGAUAAUAUGCUAAUUUUAUGCUUGUGAACCAAAAGAUGGAUAUGACUCCCUCUAGACCAAUUUUAACAAUUUAUUUGAGCUGUGCAUUUGUUACAGGUCACCAAUUCUAGAUUGGAAUCUCUCAUGAAAUAUUUAAUAGGAAAUAUAAAACACAGGGUUGAGGAAAUCCUGAUCAAAAAGUAAACAAAGAAUUCAUGUGUCAGCAAGAAGCCCUCGCCAGCAAACAAAACAGGGAAUAAACAGGGUUAGGGAAUAAAAUAGGGAAAUCUGAGGAGGUGUAUGGUAGGGAAUAAAAUAAAGAAAUCUGUAAAAAAAAAAAAUAUUUAAAAAAAGCGCAAACUGAAAUGGUAAGAAGAAAACAAGCGCUCGCCCAAGUAAUCAUGCAGGGCACGAGAGGAGGGAGAAGAAGAGGAAGACAGAGAAAAAGAUGGGAAGGUAACAUCAAAGAGUGGACAGAACUAAAACUAGACGAUGCUGUGCCAAGUGCAGAAAACAAGGGAAUGGAGAAGGAUAGUUUUUAUGUCAUCUGUGGCGCCCCAACGGUCCAAGGAUUAAGGGACAUGAUGAUGAUGGUGGGGAAUAAAAUACAGAAAUCUGAGUAGGUGUAUGGUAGCGAAUACAAUAAGGAAAUCUGAGUAGGCAUAUGGUUGGGAAUAAAAUAAGGAAAUUCGCUUUAGGGAAUAAAAUAAGAAAGGGGGUGGGGGAUGUUAGCAAGUGAAAUUGGUCUGAAUAUCAUGUCAUGCUCCAUACUUGAGUUCAAUACAAGUCUCCUGUUAUCUUUCAGGAUAGAGCCAACACAUUAUUCAAGCAGGUUCAUGAGGGGAAAGCCUUGAAAGGUCGCAGCAACGAUGCCAUAGUGUCAGCAUGUAUGUACAUCGCUUGUAGGCAGGAAGGUGUUCCCCGAACGUUAAAAGGUGAGCCUCUAGAACAGUGGUAGACAAAUCCCGGCUCGCAAGCCGCAUGCAGCUCUUAAGCGACCUGAGUGCGGGGCGGCCUGUCAGCCAAAAAUCGGUUUUGACUCCGAAAAACAUGGUUCUUGGCAGUUUCUUGAAAAGAAAUUUGGCUCUCAAAAUUUUUUUAAUGGUCCUGCUGCUGAUUUUUGGCUCUUUUGACUCACGAGUUUGCCGACCACUGCUUUAGAAUGAUGUAGUAUUUUAAAGAGAAGUAAAUGCAUCCAUUUAACUAGUAAUGUAUACAAUAUUUUCCAAGUGUGAUGAGUUUUGGGAAUCACAAUUUCAGCAAUGCUAUCAAAAUAAAUUGUCAUUUAUGUUUGACUAAGAUAUUGAUUUCUUUGUCAAAGUUUAAAAAGGACAUGAUGGUUAUGGUCAUAAGAGUGAUUAAAAUUGUUAACAAAUCUGAUUUUAAUUGUCCUGAGAUGUUAAUCUGUCAACUUAUUUUUUAACUUAGUAUCCGCAAAUGAAUUGUUUCUGUUUCACAUAACGGCAACUGCAAAAGUAGGUAGCAUAAUUAUCUGCGUUUAUUUAUAGAAAAUUAACCCCUAAAAAAAAUGUUUUUCAUAUAAAUCCUUUGUAUGCAUUUUUUGUUAAUUUAUUUGAUGAAAUGAGUGGCAUCAUAUUUCCUUCAUCUUCUCUUUGGGAGGAAAACUGAUUGGUGGGCUUGUGGGGUGGGGCCAAAAGUUGGAUAGAAUGUGUUGUCCUCUGUGAUAGAAUGUGUUGUCAUGUGAUAGAAUGUGUUGUCAUCUGUGAUAGAAUGUGUUGUCAUCUGUGAUAGAAUGUGUUGUCAUGUGAUAGAAUGUGUUGUCAUCUGUGAUAGAAUGUGUUGUCAUGUGAUAGACUGUGUUGUCAUCUGUGAUAGAAUGUGUUGUCAUGUGAUAGAAUGUGUUGUCAUCUGUGAUAGAAUGUGUUGUCAUGUGAUAGAAUGUGUUGUCAUCUGCAACAAGUCUACGUGCCAAGUUAAAUUUCAAAGGUUGAUGGGAAAUGAGACAAUUAACCGUCCAAAGAUUUUGCCCUAAACACAGAAAAGUGAAGCUAAUAUAAAGAAUUUAAAAAGUAUUAAAAAUUAUUACGCAUAGCCAUCCAUCCCUGUGGCGCCACAGCCCAUGUAGGGGUUUGGCCGCCUGGUUACAUCCUUCCACUCAGAACUAACUGAUGCUUUACUUUUCCAUGCUUGGAUUCCCAGCUGCUGUAGCUCCCUCUCCACAUCAUCCAUCCAUCUAAGCCUAGAUCUGCCUCUGAGCUGCUGUAGCUCCCUCUCCACAUCAUCCAUCCAUCUAAGCCUAGAUCUGCCUCUGAGCUGCUGUAGCUCCCUCUCCACAUCAUCCAUCCAUCUAAGCCUAGGUCUGCCUCUGAGCUGCUGUAGCAUCCCUCUCCACAUCAUCCAUCCAUCUAAGCCUACGUCUGCCUCUGAGCUGCUGUAGCUCCCUCUCCACAUCAUCCAUCCAUCUAAGCCUAGAUCUGCCUCUGAGCUGCUGUAGCAUCCCUCUCCACAUCAUCCAUCCAUCUAAGCCUAGAUCUGCCUCUGAGCUGCUGUAGCUCCCUCUCCACAUCAUCCAUCCAUCUAAGCCUAGAUCUGCCUCUGAGCUGCUGUAGCUCCCUCUCCACAUCAUCCAUCCAUCUAAGCCUAGGUCUGCCUCUGAGCUGCUGUAGCAUCCCUCUCCACAUCAUCCAUCCAUCUAAGCCUACGUCUGCCUCUGAGCUGCUGUAGCUCCCUCUCCACAUCAUCCAUCCAUCUAAGCCUAGAUCUGCCUCUGAGCUGCUGUAGCAUCCCUCUCCACAUCAUCCAUCCAUCUAAGCCUAGAUCUGCCUCUGAGCUGCUGUAGCUCCCUCUCCACAUCAUCCAUCCAUCUAAGCCUAGAUCUGCCUCUGAGCUGCUGUAGCUCCCUCUCCACAUCAUCCAUCCAUCUAAGCCUAGAUCUGCCUCUGAGCUGUUUGCCUCUAGGGUUUUGGUUGGUGGUGCAUAUCAUCUCCUGCCAAGUAGUUGAUUUGACAAAGUAGGUCGCCACGCUUUCCUGGGGAAACAACUUUUCAUCUCUGCUUAAAAAUGAGUCCCUGUUAGGAAUAGCUUAAGAGUACUACAUGUGGUUACAUGAAUAGCUUAAGAGUACUACAUGUAGUUACAGGAAUAGCUAAAGUACUACAUGUAGUUAUAGGAAUAGCUUAAGUACUACAUGUAGUUAUAGGAAUAGCUUAAGAGUACUACAUGUAGUUAUAGGAAUAACUUAAGUAAUACAUGUAGUUAUAGGAAUAGCUUAAUUACUACAUGUAGUUACAGGAAUAGCUUAAGUACUACAUGUAGUUACAGGAAUAGCUAAAGUACUACAUGUAGUUACAGGAAUAGCUUAAGAGUACUACAUGUAGUUACAGGAAUAGCUUAAUUACUACAUGUAGUUAUAGGAAUAGCUUAAGGGUACUACAUGUUGUUACAUUCCUUUAAGUUUAUAAACUUGACUUCGAGUGUGCGAUAAAAAAUAAAUUAUGUGAACUUAUUCUUCACUUAUUUUAAUCAUUGCAUCCGUAAAUGACUUCACAAUAUUUUCUAUGUUGUCCUCAACCCCCCACCCCCAUUUUGUCCCCUUUUCCCCAGUAGUCACAAAAUUUAUAUACAAUCGAAAAUUCAUGAAACCCGCCAGCCACUGAGGGUUCACAUCAGUAAUGGAUGGCCGCUGAUAAAAGAAUUUUUAUAUUUUUAUAUUCUGACCGCUUGAUUUAAUAUGUUUAUUAGUGUAAAUUAAUAAUGUUGCUAUUUGAUUGAAUCCAACCUGAAUCCAGUUCACAUUGCUUACUGUCACCAGCAGGACAUGUAAGUCACUGUCUGUUUAAUUCUAAUGGUUGUCUUGAAAUCUCAUUCAAAUCUUUAACCUUCCCCCCAGAGAUCUGUGCAGUGUCUAAAAUAAGCAAGAAAGAAAUAGGACGGGUGUUUAAACUAAUCCUUAAAAACUUGGAGACAAAUGUUGAUCUGAUCACUACAGGGGAUUUUAUGGUGAGUCAAAUGUUGAUCUGAUCACUACAGGGGAUUUUAUGGUGAGUUGUGAGUCAAAUGGUGAUCUGAUCACUACAGGGGAUUUUAUGGUGAGUUGUGAGUCAAAUGGUGAUCUGAUCACUACAGGGGAUUUUAUGGUGAGUUGUGAGUCAAAUGUUGAUCUGAUCACUACAGGGGAUUUUAUGGUGAGUUGUGAGUCAAAUGUUGAUCUGAUCACUACAGGGGAUUUUAUGGUGAGUUGUGAGUCAAAUGUUGAUCUGAUCACUACAGGGGAUUUUAUGGUGAGUCAAAUGGUGAUCUGAUCACUACAGGGGAUUUUAAGGUGAGUUGUGAGUCAAAUGGUGAUCUGAUCACUACAGGGGAUUUUAUGGUGAGUUGUGAGUCAAAUGGUGAUCUGAUCACGACAGGGGAUUUUAUGGUGAGUUGUGAGACAAAUGGUGAUCUGAUCACUACAGGGGAUUUUAUGGUGAGUUGUGAGUCAAAUGUUGAUCUGAUCACUACAGGGGAUUUUAUGGUGAGUGGUGAGUCAAAUGUUGAUCUGAUCACUACAGGGGAUUUUAUGGUGAGUUGUGAGUCAAAUGGUGAUCUGAUCACUACAGGGGAUUUUAUGGUGAGUUGUGAGUCAAAUGGUGAUCUGAUCACUACAGGGGAUUUUAUGGUGAGUUGUGAGUCAAAUGGUGAAACUUCUGCAAGGAUGGAAGAGGAAAAAGGAAUCAUAAUAUUUGGUAAAGUUUGUGAAAGACAAAAAAAAUGAGGUAUAAUACUAUAAUACAAACCUGGAAAAAGUAUUUUAAUACAUAAAACGGAAAAAGAUUUUCUUUGUUUUUUCUUUAAUGUGACAAGUCAUAAAUGAGAAGAAAAAAUUAAUAUUUUGUUAAGAAAAAAUUAAAAUUUCUUUACAAAAAAAAUGAAUAUUUAGUUUAGAAAAAAUAAGAUUAAUUGUACAGAUAAGUUAAAUUGGUUUUCUGAAACGUAUAAUAAUAUGCAUUCUUGCUCUUUUUUUUUUUUUACUUGAAUCCGAACUAGCAAAAUGUAAAUUAUAAUGAAGUUGAUUAAAUGUCAAUUUAUUAAAAUAAAUGAUUGGACAGACAGGAAAUAUUUAAAUAUUUUAUAGCUUGACACGUUUCUCUUGUUUUAUUUCUCCAGUCUCGCUUCUGUUCCAAUUUAAGUCUGCCGUCCUCAGUUCAGAAAGCGGCCACACAUAUUGCCCGUAAAGCUGUAGAAAUGGAUCUUGUACCAGGGUACGUCUCUUCUUCAAUUCCUUAAUAAACCAUUGAUAGUGAGAAAAAAACUAUGCAUGAUAAACUAACAACGGAAUCUAAGAUGCAUUUACCCAUUCUACAACUGAGCUUUAUCUAAGUAAAUCAGAUCAUUACCCAAUGACAUACAUAUGUGCUAGUAAAUCAAAACACUACCAAGCGACAUACAUAACUUAAUAAACUACAUCUAUUUAAUCUUUUAAAUUACUACUUAUAACGAAGCUGCCUCAUUGAAUCAAAUCACUAUGUACAUACCAUAAGUAGAUCAAAUCACUGUGUACAUACCAUAAGUAGAUCAAAUCACUAUGUACAUACCAUAAGUAGAUCAAAUCACUACCUGCAGUAUACAAAUUUUUUAGUUUUUAUGAUUUAAAAAGAAAAGUUCUCUCUUUCAACUUAUCUAAGGAAAGUUAAUUUGUGUGAUUUUUCAAAUCCUUUUGUGUUUAUGUAAUAUUACAGCCGAAGUCCCAUCUCAGUUGCCGCUGCAGCUAUUUACAUGGCCUCACAGGCGUCUGAUGACAAAAAAACAGCCAAGGGUAAGCGGCUAAAUUAAUUUCAUGGAUGUUAGUGUGGCGGCUUUUAUUACUACAGUAGUUGAAUGUAGUGCAGUGGCCAAAAUGACCUAUCAUUCUUAUACCAUUCACUACAGUAGUUGAAUUUAGUGCAGUGGCCAAAAUGACCUAUCAUUCUUAUACCAUUCACUACAGUAGUUGAAUGUAGUGCAGUAGCCAAAAUGACCUAUCACUCUUAUAGCAUUCACUACAGUAGUUGAAUGUAGUGCAGUGGCCAAAAUGACCUAUCACUCUUAUAGCAUUCACUACAGUAGUUGAAUGUAGUGCAGUGGCCAAAAUGACUUCUCACUCUUAUAACAUCUUUGAGAAGUUACCAGUGACCUAUUAUUCUUAUAGUGUUUUACAUCUACGGGUAAAUCAGAAUCUCAAGAUUUUAAAGUAAGCCCAGUGUCUGGAAAUAAUUUGAUUUGCUUCUUCCCCUUCGCUUUUGUUAUCCCAUUGAUAGGUUUACAUACCACGAUUUUCUACAAGUUCACUGGCUGUACAUGUAUCACACCUAACAAAUCUUAUCACCACCAAUCUUUCUUCAUAUCAUAGUGUUAACAAAUCAAGGAUCUCUAACAAAUGAAACUUGCUACUGCUCCUUACACAAAUCAAGGAUCUCUAACAAAUGAAACUUGCUACUGCUCCUUACACAAAUCAAGGAUCUCUAACAAAUGAAACUUGCUACUGCUCCUUACACAAACACUCCAAAUAGCAACCAACUAGCUUGAUGUGUGUGGUUUCAUAAGUUAUAGUCAAGAACUAAUUCAUUAUCAUCUAGAGUUGUCUGGCUAGCAAUAGAAUGGGGAAUGGCACACCACAUAUUGGCGACGCCCCCUCAUUUCAUUGUUUAACAUUGUUUAAUGUUCUCAGCCAUGGACAAUUUCAUUGUGAUGACAUUUCUAAAUAGAAUGUAAAAAAUCUAAAGCUUGUCUGUCCGUGUUAAGAUGUCCAUGCAAAAUGAAUGAUUUUCUUAAUCGUGCUGUAAAUUAUGAUUUGUUUCUCUUUCAGAAAUCGGUGACAUCGCUGGUGUCGCUGAAGUCACAAUCCGCCAGUCCUACAAGUCCAUGAUUCCCAAAGCAGAUGAACUCUUUCCAAAAGAUUUUAAAUUCACAACGCCUAUCGAGUGUCUGCCUAUCAACUAAUGAGUGAAGGGCUUUGGAAAUAGAAAUAGCAGAAACCAGAAAAAUUCCCAGAUCUAAAAUUGCUCACAAAGCCUGAUACUCAGGUUUUUAACAAAAAAUCAGCCAUGAGGUGCAGUUAAAAAGCACACAAAUGCAAAUAAGUUGAGAACAUUUCAUUAACUUUUCAAAUAUAGAUAACAUUUUUUUAACCAGCUGCAGUGGUCCCCAAAUGAACUUAAGCUGAUAGAGCCAAGCUACAGGACCAAAGAAUUGAUGGAUGUCUGCAUUCUCCAAAGAGACACUUUUGUGGGGGUGUUUUUGUUCCCAUGGUUUUUUUUAAGUUGAAUUAAUGUAGGUUUAUAUUUUUGUAAUGAAUUUUUUAAAAUUGUAUUUAUAUUUUUGACAUGAUCAUGCAGUGCUGAAUAAACAUGUCUCUUGAUUAACUUU